Molecule: messenger RNA, 3691 nt
Organism: Theobroma umbraticum
Lineage: Eukaryota; Viridiplantae; Streptophyta; Magnoliopsida; Malvales; Malvaceae
Product: Transducin/WD40 repeat-like superfamily protein
Molecular function (GO): protein binding
Source: RefSeq, a predicted model, not a curated record
CGGCGACUUCAUGCGGAUGCACAACUCCACCUUAUAGACGUGAGGGGACUGAAUCAGGAUACAUGUCAUAACUAAAACGACCUUGUUUGACCGUUUCUCCUCCUUUUCCCCACUCCUUAAACGGGAACGUCCCUUCUUUUUCUCUCUUCCAUCCUUCCCCUUUCUCUUUCCUUCCCAAUCCCUCCCAAACACUUCAAACGAAGAAAGAACAAAGAUUAGUGGAAUCGAGAUUUAUUUUGCAAUCCAAAUCUUUCUUUGGAAACGUAAGUUUCAAUCUGAAAAGGGUUUCUUUUUGUUUCAUCGAAUGUGAUGAAAUGGAUAGUCGCAAGAUGGAUCGAAGGAAAACUAUGACCAUGAAUUGGGAUGGUCUACGAGACGAUGACGAUGAGUUCUUUGAAUCCUACGAUCGAAUAUCCUCCGUUGUGCCUUUAGACUUGGCUUCUUCUGGUUCCGAAGAUGAAGAUGAAGAUUUCGAUGAUUGCCGCAUUUCUUUCGCUUCCGCAGUGUCGUCGGUUCAUACUCCACAAUUCCGAGCUUUUGCGACGAAAGCGACCCCAAUGUCUCCUGACUAUGAUAUUUGGAUGGCGUCUCCAGGGUCCGUUAAGGAACGGAGGCAGCGGCUUUUCCAAGGAAUGGGCUUAUCUCCUGACAAAGAGCUUCUCAGUUUCAAACGUGUGGUUUCCAACAAGGUCCCUAACUGUCAGGUUCAGACAACAACUCAAGUACCCGUAGCCGUUACGAGUGUUUCCACAAUGGAAAAUCAAGAAAACAAUGAAGAUUCUUCGAAAUCGGAACUGCCUCACUCUCCGCUUCCCAUCCUGUUCGUACGGUCCCGGUCCGAAGGUGAGAUCGAGUCACUUUCCAUUGAAAAGAAAAGAAAAGAAGUGCUUCUUGGUUCCAUAUCAAAGCAACGUCUCACAAGAACAUAUUCUUUAAUAUCAACCCCACAUGCAAAAUCGUAUCCGUACCAGGAAAGCAUUAGAGCUUCCCCUAAAGAUGUAGGGAAUAGUCAUACAAUUAAGCAAAAUGGUGGCUUAACCUCCAUGUUUUCAAAAAAUAGGUUCGGAGCUUUUUUCUUGAUUAAGAAUUUGGAUACAGGGAAAGAGUUUAUAGUUAAUGAAUAUGAUCAAGAUGGGAUGUGGAACAAGCUAAGUGAUCUUCAAACAGGGAAGCAGUUGACAAUGGAGGAAUUUGAGAAAUGUGUGGGGUAUUCGCCAGUGGUAAAGGAGUUAAUGCGUCGAGAAAAUGUUAACAGGAUGAUCGGUGAUUCCGGAAAUGAUCGGAAGUUUAAUUCUUAUCUUUCGAAGAGUUUGAGGAUGAGCAAGAGAAGAGGUGCAGCCGUGUUGAGAAGUAUAAAAGGGGUGGCCAAUUCCAUGACAUUGAGGGGUGAGAAGGAAAGGGAGAUUGUGUUAGCUCCGGAUCCCAAGAAUGGCACCAAGAACGGAAAUAACCAGUGGGUGAAAGUUAGACAAACAGGGAAGGCUUAUAAGGAGUUGAGUGCUUUACAUUUAUGUCAAGAAAUUCAAGCUCAUGAGGGAUCGAUUUGGACCAUCAGGUUUAGUACUGAUACAAGGUUUUUAGCAAGUGCUGGUGAGGAUAAGAUAAUUCAUGUGUGGGAAGUUCAAGAAUGUGAGGUUAUGUCGAUGAGUGAAGGCAGUUUAACCCCACUUCAUCCGUCGCUUUCUAGUUCACCAAUUCAUCCAUCGCUCUCCAUGUCCCAAGAUCAAUCAGGACUUUUGGAAGCUGUAGGUAACCUACAUGAGAAAAAGAAGAAGGGAAAGGGCUCAUCUACUAAAAAAGGCAAUCAAAUUCCUGAUUAUGUCCAUGUGCCAGAAACUGUGUUUUCCCUGUCAGAUAAACCAGUGUGUUCUUUCAAGGGCCAUUUGGAUGAUGUUCUAGACUUGUCGUGGUCUAGAUCUCAGCAACUGCUUUCAUCUUCAAUGGACAAAACUGUUAGAUUAUGGGACCUGGAAUCAAAGAGCUGUUUAAAAUUGUUUGCCCACAAUGACUAUGUAACUUGCAUACAUUUCAAUCCCAUGGAUGACGAUUAUUUCAUAAGUGGUUCACUUGAUGCAAAAGUUAGAAUUUGGAACAUACCAGAUAGGCAAGUUGUUGAUUGGACUGAUCUACAUGAAAUGGUUACUUCUGCUUGCUACACCCCCGAUGGCCAGGGUGCUAUAAUUGGUUCACAUAAGGGCACUUGUCGCAUGUACGCUACUGAGGAGUACAAAUUAACUCAGUUAGAACAGAUUACCAUUCAAACCAAGAAGAAGGCUCAUGCUAAAAAGAUUACUGGUUUCCAGUUUUGCCCAAUUAAUCCAUCCGAAGUACUCAUUACCUCUGCUGAUUCUCGAAUACGAAUUCUGGAUAGUUCAGAUGUCAUUUACAAAUUUAAAGGGUUUCGAAAUACCAGCAGCCAAAUCUCAGCUUCAUUUACUUCAGAUGGAAAAUAUGUCGUAAGUGCAAGUGAAGAUUCUCAGGUAUUUGUUUGGAGGUACGAUGAGUCUCGGAAUACAGGCGCAGGGAAAAGAAGUGUUAUCACUGCUCGGGGUUACGAGUACUUCCCAUGUAAAGAUGUUUCGGUGGCAAUCCCAUGGCCUGGUACUAUAAGAGGUGAAGCUCCAUCAAUGCCGAUAGCACAUUCGAAAAGGCAUUCAAAACGAUCCCCGCCGCAGCAAACUAAUACUAACUGUGAAUCGCCGACCAAAGAAGAGAGCCCUCGAGCGAACAACAACAAGAAAGGCUUGCCCCCACUUCCAAAGAAAAACAAUAACAACAACAACAACAACAACCACAACCACAACAAUGUAGAGAGAAGUGUAACCCCUCCAGAAGAAGAGCUUGCUCAAAUUUCUCGUACAGAUACUGGGAUUGGCGAGUCACCGUCCAUUUCGAAUUCUUCCUCCCUAAGGCAUGGUGAUUCGCCUUCUGUUUCCGCUGCUAGCAACCUAAAUGCUUCUUCCUCGAUACGAGCUGGGGAUUCACCUUCUAUCUCUUCUGCUUCCAACCCAAGUUCUGCCUCAAUAAGAUACGGCGAUUCACCUUCUAUCUCUUCCGCCACGCCGUCGUCUUCUUGGUCUGCUUCUUGGUCUUGGUUCGAUGUUGGCGGCCAUGGAAAUCACCAUACGCAAGCGACAGCUUGGGGCCUAGUAAUCGUCACGGCCACAGUGGGAGUUCGAAUUUGUGGCGCGAAAAGCACAACAGAGAAAAUAAGAAUGGAAGAUUCUGCUCCUUUGGCCACCGUAGAAGACAUCCAAAAACGCCUCCUCCGCCCUCCCUCGCUUCACACUUCGCGGGAAGGCUUAAACUCUUCGCAAUUGAAAGUGAGUUCGAAACAGAGUGGAACGGUUAAAAAGAAGCUGGAAGAUUACUUACAUCCGGUCCUUUUGGCGGCAGUCUCAUCCAAGAUCGGUUGUUCAAAGAAGGCAAAAACAGAGACGAGAUUGAAAAGAGAGGUUCGGGGAUUCGAGUGGCCUGUCGAUGAACUCAAGGUGUUCGUGGAAGACGAUUCGAGGAUCACUAACAGAGCCAACUGGAGAAAUGGAGAAGCCGUUGACCUUAACAAUGAUUUCGAUGCAAUCGGCGUCGGCGAAGAUGAAAAUGAAGAGACCGCUUCCCCGUUUCAGCGUUUCGAAAAAACGGCGUUGAAAAUUUUCAAAGAUUGAAGAUUUAAAAAUUCAAAAGAUUCAGG